Molecule: messenger RNA, 2055 nt
Organism: Vigna unguiculata (cowpea)
Lineage: Eukaryota; Viridiplantae; Streptophyta; Magnoliopsida; Fabales; Fabaceae
Product: ABC transporter G family member 26-like
Biological process (GO): transmembrane transport
Cellular component (GO): membrane
Molecular function (GO): ATP hydrolysis activity; ATP binding; ABC-type transporter activity
Source: RefSeq, a predicted model, not a curated record
AUGGAAAUUGGGAGAGAGGAUGAGAUUGUGGACAUGCCCAUGUCACCCCCAAUAGUUGAUUCCAUUAUUAACAAUGAAUGUUGUCACCACAGAGAGUUCAUGUCUCAGACAUAUCUGCAGAAUAAGUACUCAGAGAUUGAUAUAGACACUGAAGAUUCCAAUUUUGAUCAAAAUCGCCCCCUCCCCAUAUUUCUCAAGUUUGAAGAUGUGGAGUAUAAGGUGAGAAAUAGCCAAGCAGGCUCAGGUAACGUUGUGAAGUCAAUGGUGUCAAAGGUAACCAAACACCUCACUGUGGAAGAAGAUAGAUACAAGAAAAUUUUGAAGGGCAUCACAGGAAGCAUAGGCCCUGGUGAAAUUCUUGCAUUGAUGGGUCCUUCUGGUAGUGGGAAGACAACCUUGUUGAGAGUUAUAGGAGGAAGAUUAGUUGAGAAUGUAAAGGGAAAAGUAACUUACAAUGAUGUUCGUUUCAAUCCAGCUCUCAAGAGGAGGAUUGGGUUUGUGACACAAGAGGAUGUGCUUUUCCCACAGUUAACAGUUGAAGAAACUUUAGUCUUCUCUGCACUUUUGAGGCUACCAGGCAGUAUGAGCAAGCAGCAGAAGUAUGCAAAAGUAGAUACCACCAUCAAGGAGCUAGGCCUAGAAAGAUGUCGCCACACAAAAAUAGCUGGAGGAUAUCUGAAAGGCAUAUCAGGAGGAGAAAGGAAGAGAACCUGCAUAGGCUCUGAAAUUCUUGUUGAUCCUUCACUAUUGCUACUUGAUGAACCAACUUCUGGGCUUGAUUCCUCCUCAGCAAACAAACUCCUUCUCACUCUUCAAGGACUUGCCAAGGCUGGAAGGACCAUAAUCACAACAAUACACCAGCCAUCGAGUAGAAUCUUUCACAUGUUUGACAAACUACUUCUGAUAUCAGAAGGCUAUCCUGUUUACUAUGGAAAAGCUAAGGAAACAAUGGAGUACUUCUCAUCUUUGAGAUUCACCCCUCAAAUACCGAUGAAUCCUGCAGAGUUCUUGCUUGACUUGGCAACUGGAGAAGUGAAUGACAUAAGUGUUCCACCAGAUAUCUUUCAAAAUGAAGAAUCUUCUGACCCAUCAAAAAUUGUUAUUGAAUAUUUACAGCGCACAUACAAAUCUCUACUUGAGCCAAAAGAAAAAGAACAGAACCAUAGAGUAGCAAGCACACCAGAACGCCUUCAACUAGCAAUUCAGGUUAAGAUGGAGUGGACAUGUAGUUGGUUGGACCAAUUUAUGAUUCUCUCCAAGAGAACAUACAAAGCAAGAAGAAAGGAAUACUUUGAUAAGCUAAGAAUAGUUCAAGCACUUGGGAUUGCACUCUUGUUGGGGCUCCUUUGGUGGAAAUCUUCAAUCAAUACUGAAGCUGGACUCAGAGAUCAGGUUGGUUUAGCAUUCUACAUCUGUAUAUUCUGGACAUCUUCAUGCAUUUUUGCAGCAGUCUAUGUCUUUCCAUUUGAAGAGUACUACUUGGUAAAAGAAAAUAAAGCUGACAUGUACAGAUUAAGUGUAUACUAUGCAUGUAGCACUCUAUGUGACAUGGUGGCCACCAUUUUCUAUCCUACUUUUUUCAUGCUCAUCUUGUACUUCAUGGCUGGCUUUAACAGAGCUGUUGCUUCCUUCUUUUUGACACUAUUAACCAUUCUGUUAAUAGCUAUAACAAGUCAAGGGGCAGGCGAAAUGUUUGGAGCUGCAGUUAUGAGUGUUAAAAGAGCAGGUGCUGCUGCUACUUUGUUACUAAUGUUAUUCCUUCUCACAGGUGGCUACUAUGUCCAGCACAUACCAAAGUUCAUGAGAUGGUUGAAGUAUUUAUCCUUCAUGUACUAUGGUUUUAGGCUUCUUCUAAAAGUGCAGUAUUCUGGAGACCAGUUAUAUGAUUGUGGAAGCAAGGGAGGGUGCAGGACCCUGCAGAGUUCUCCAACAUUUGACAGUGUAAACUUGAAGGGUGGAUUGAAAGAAGUGUGGAUUCUGCUAGCUAUGGCAUUAAUCUUUCGGUUGUUGGCUUAUUUGUGUCUUCGUGUAAGAAUUGUUGGUAGAAAAAACUAA